This is a messenger RNA of Poeciliopsis prolifica (blackstripe livebearer), 1394 nucleotides long. Its product is annotated as nuclear apoptosis-inducing factor 1-like. Gene Ontology annotation, cellular component: nucleus. NCBI's taxonomy places the organism in Eukaryota, Metazoa, Chordata, Actinopteri, Cyprinodontiformes, Poeciliidae. The record is from RefSeq and is a predicted model, not a curated record.
AGUUUUGACCGUGUUUGUUGUGGAGAACAUGUUUAGAUCCUGCUUUGUUGUUCUCCAGCCCAACUGUUGAAAAGUUACUGGCAUCUUCCUCAGCCAAUAGGAGCACAGCGCUGUGAGCGUUCGCAUGCCACCCAGCCAAUAGGCGCGCAGUGGGCGGGGCUUCGUUCCCGGCUAACGUAAGCGUUGUUUGUCGGAAGAAGAAGCCGAUUCUGGAAGCCAUUACGCUGCGCUCAGAAAGUGAGCAAAUCGUACUAUUUUUGCGUACAUUACGCAGGCUUACCUCCGCCAGGAGCUGCUCCCGCAGGUAUGGCUUCGGCCGCCAAGAAGAGGAAGAUGAAUUUCUCGGAGCGGGAGGUGGAAAUCAUCGUGGAGGAAAUAGAGAAGCAGAAGCAGACUCUGGUGAGCCACUUCAACGCGGGAGUCACGCACAUGGCCAAGAACAACGCCUGGAUGGACAUCCUGAAGAAGGUGAACGCCGUCACCACCUGCCCGCGCGAGCUGCCCGAGGUCAAGAAGAAGUGGUCCGACAUGAAGACCGAGGUCCGCCGGAAGGUGGCCCAGGCGCGGGCCGCAAUCGAGGCACGGCCGCGGAGCGCUCCGGUCCCGGUCAUCCUCACCGCCAUGCAGCAGCGGAUCUGCAACCUGCUGGGGGAGGCCACCAUCAUCAGCUUACCGGCCGGGGACCCGGAGGCGGAGGGCGGCCUGCCGGUGGCGGUGAGCGCCGCGACCACCGUGACCCUGGCGGAAGUUCCCCCUGAAACCACGUACCACGCCCUGGAGGACGGCGGCGUGGUGGAGUACUGCCGCCUCCGCCGUGGGAGACUCCGCCCCCACCAUGCUGGCGCCGUCGUUAGCCUCGCGGCGCCGCCGCAGGCCAAGCCGCAGGAGCUGAAGAGCCGCAUCGCCCUGAACUCGGCGCGCCUGCUGCAGGAGCAGCGCGUCACCAACGUCCACAUCCGCCAGAUCGCGCAGCACCUGGAGGGGCAGAACGAGCUGCUGCUGCAGGUGAUGCGGCGCUGCCAGGAGGCGCAGGCGCUGGCACAGGAGCGGCAGGCGCAGGCGCUGGAGGGGACGCAGGCCGCGCUGCUGGCGCUGGUCCAGAUGCUGCGGCCCGCGCUCAAAGACCUCAGGAAGUUCCUGCAGAGCGGGGCAGAGCCGGCGCCCGCGGCAACGGCGCCGGUCGCCGCCGCCGCCGCCGUUGCAGAAGAAGAACAGAGCCGUGUAAGAGCCCUGCUGCAGCGCCACAGCGACCCGACCCGCUGGAGGAGACACACUGACCCGAAUCUGGUUCUGAUCCGGUUCAGACCCGCUGGAGGAGACGCACUGACCCGAAUCUGGUUCUGAUCCGGUUCAGACCCGCUGAAGGAGACACACUGACCCGAAUCUGGUUCUGA